GAGCGUACGCGCGUGACUGAGCGAGUCGACCGGCCGAAGCUUCUUCGGCCGGUCCGCCGGAUUUAAACGUUUCCCAUAAACUUAUACCAUACCCUAUAUUCUCUUCUCUGUCCUCUCAUCCGCCGUGCGUGACCGCCGCCGCGAAUCGUCCCCAACGCCGAUCUGGCUGGACCCUCGCCGUAUUAGCCGUCCCCGACCUCGCCGUGGCCAGUCAUGGCCGGAUCCUCCCCGCCUAACCGUACCCGAGCUCGCCGUGGCUCGAUCUCGCCCGACGAAGUGAGGCGACGGUAUGAACCGACCGGCAGAGGGAGGAAGGGAGGUACCUGCGGUGGUGGCGGCGGCGCCCGGCGACCAUCUGGUUCUGAUUCGGCCGCGUCCGGCUCCUAUUCAAUGUCAGGUAGAUCUGAUUCGAUCGCGUCCGACACGGAAUCCGGGUCAGACAGAGGGAGCAGCAGAUCGAAAAAAACCAGGAUGUCUAAGCGGCUCCAGGGAGAGGAGAUACAGGCAAACUGCGCCCGCAAAAGGUCACGACCUUCUGAUCAGAAGCACCUCUAUCUGGUGCUGGAUGACUGGAAAGAUGGGUUCAGCAUUCACAAGAUUGACGCCGACGACGAUGACGCGGACCUUGGCCAGCCACCGGUCCUCCG
Triticum aestivum (bread wheat) is the source of this 647-nucleotide messenger RNA. RefSeq lists its product as uncharacterized. Lineage: Eukaryota; Viridiplantae; Streptophyta; Magnoliopsida; Poales; Poaceae. The transcript is spliced from 2 exons. The record is from RefSeq and is a predicted model, not a curated record. The annotation marks the transcript as partial.